Messenger RNA from Boeremia exigua, 1149 nucleotides. Its product is annotated as P-loop containing nucleoside triphosphate hydrolase protein. Gene Ontology annotation, molecular function: ATP binding; 3'-5' DNA helicase activity; nucleic acid binding. The transcript is spliced from 2 exons. Lineage: Eukaryota; Fungi; Ascomycota; Dothideomycetes; Pleosporales; Didymellaceae. Gene Ontology annotation, cellular component: chromosome; cytoplasm. The record is from RefSeq and is a predicted model, not a curated record. The annotation marks the transcript as partial. Gene Ontology annotation, biological process: double-strand break repair via homologous recombination.
AUGCGGAGGGUGGACGUUCAGACGGCGCUCGAGCGGCUGCAGGGGAAGGGCAGCACGUUCAGAAGCGUGCAGCAGCCCGCCAUAGAGGCCAUCAUGAAGCAGAAGAGCCCCGUGGUGGUGAUCAUGGGCACAGGCGGAGGCAAAAGCGCAACAUUCAUGCUGCCAGCGUCGUGCUCCACCGGCGUCACGAUCGUGGUCGUCCCCGUGGUUGCGCUCAAGCAGAACAUGAUGGAUCGCUGCAAAGCCGCUGGGAUCGACUGCGUCCUGUGGGAUAGCCAGCGGCCGCACGAGUGGGCUUCGAUCGUGCUGGUGGUGCCCGAGUCCGUGGCCACGCUAGCAUUCGAGCAGUUCAUCAACCGGCAGCGAUCCAUGGGCCGGCUGGACCGCGUCGUCAUCGACGAGUGCCACACCAUACUGGACUCGGUCAAGGGCUGGCGGACCAAGGUGCUGAAGCUGCGCGAGCUGGUCAAGGCGGAAACGCAGCUCGUGUGCUUGACGGCGACGCUGAAACCCACGGAGGAGAGCGAGUUCAUCCGGCUGAUGGCGCUGCCGCCAAAGGAGCAGUGCGAGUGGUUUCGUGCACCAACGAGCCGGCCCAACCUUGCGUACAAGGUGCACUGGUACAACCAUCGAGAAGAGAGCGAAGCCGACGUGCUGGCGGAGCUGGUGGAGGAGAAGAAGCAACAGUACCCGCUGCCCGGCCAGAUCGUGGUGUACACCGACUCCAGAAAGAAGGCGCAGGGGUACGCUGCGAUGUUGGGAGCUGUCUGCUACCACCGCGAGGUGGGCACGCCGGAGGAGAAGCUGGAGAUCUUGCGCCAGCUCACAGAAGGGACAGAGCACGUGUUUGUGGCGACGAACGCGCUGGGGCUAGGGAUCGACAGAGAGACCGUCAGGGCAGUCUUGUUCGCUGGGUCGAGGAACACGCAGAAAAUGCGCGACGUGGUGCAGAUGGGAGGACGUGCAGGCCGCGGCGGGCUUCCCAGCGAGGUCAUUUUCAUCAGAGGCGCCACGUACAGCCCGCAAGGCAAGCGAUACGCUGGCGGCUGGGCCAAAGACACAGAGGAGGUCAUCAUAGACCGCGAGAUGGACGGAAACCACACCAGAGAGGGCUGCGAGCCAGGAGAAGAGCCGUGCGGCCGGUGCCAG